Molecule: messenger RNA, 2550 nt
Organism: Exophiala oligosperma
Lineage: Eukaryota; Fungi; Ascomycota; Eurotiomycetes; Chaetothyriales; Herpotrichiellaceae
Exons: 1
Coding region: 319-2454 (711 amino acids)
Biological process (GO): circadian regulation of gene expression; entrainment of circadian clock by photoperiod
Cellular component (GO): cytoplasm; nucleus
Molecular function (GO): FAD binding; DNA binding
Source: RefSeq, a predicted model, not a curated record
CAAAAACGAAAAAGGGCACUUGGUGCAGAAAAAACUUCUAGUCAUUGAAUAAUCAUUCCUUUACCGAAAUAUUGACCUAAACUCGGAUAAGGAGAUUAGACCGGAAGACUCUUAACAAAAACUACGGCAUACGGCAACGAACCGAAAAGUUGGAUUUCUUUCUUUCCUUUGGCCUAUUCGUGCAGUGGUGAUCUCUUCGAGUCAACCUGUUACACACCUCUUCGAGUGAAAGGAAAGGAAAGGAAACGAAAAGGGCUGAGAGCCGGGACGAUCAAACACAAGAAGGCCCGAGAGCUCGAGAGCCGAGUCAAAACAUUCAUGGCGCGUCCGAAAUUCAAAACUACCCAUGAUGCACCCAAAUCCGGAGGCCCGAGGGUGGUGUACUGGUUCCGUACGGACCUGCGUCUUCACGACUCACCUGCCCUGGCGCACGCCCUGUCCCUGAACCCGUCACGCCUGAUCCCGCUGUGGACGUGGGAUCCGCACUACGUGUACCGCCAGCGCGGGUCGGCGAACCGCUGGGCGUUCCUGGUCGCGUGCAUGAGCGACGUGUCGGGUUCACUCGCGAAGCUGAACCCGAACCAAAAGCUGCACGUCGUGCGCGCGGCGCCGACCCAGGUGAUGGGGCCGUUGUUGAGGAGGUGGAAGAUCGACGUGCUCGUGUUCGAGCGGGACACGGACGCGUACGCCCGCGCGCGCGACGCCGAGGUCACGCGCAUCGCCGAGGAGGCGGGCGUCAGGGUCGUGAGCUUGAGCGGGAGGACGUUGUUCGACAGCGACGAGAUCGUCAAGGCGAACGGCGGGCGUCCCACCAUGAGCAUGAGUCAGAUCGUCAAGGCCGCCGAGAAGCUUGGAGGAGGAGGAGGAGGAGGAGGAGGAGGAGGAGGAGGAGGCGAGCCCGCGCGGCCCGUCGAUGCGCCGAAAGAGUUACCGGACCCUUUGGACGCCGCGGACAUGGACCUCGGCGGGAUCGAGAAAGAAAUGGAGGGCGACGUGGAAGAGCAGAAGCCGAGUUUCGCCGGCGCCGGACAGGGUGAUUUCAAUGCCGUCCAGCGGACCUCGAGCCCCGGAAAAAUCACACAGUACAGCGUCGGUCUGAUGGGGCCGGACGGAACGUUCAGCGUGCCGACACUCGAAGAGAUGGGCAUCGACCCGGCCGACGUGACGACGCCUCACGUCGGUGGGGAAACCGCCGGGUUGGCAGUGUUGAAGAAGUACAUCGACGACGAAGAGUACGUGGGCACGUUUGAGAAGCCUGCGACGGCGCCCACGGAUUUUGAACCUCAGGCAACGACACUUCUUUCACCGCACAUGCAUUUCGGGAGCGUGAGUGUGCGCAAGUUCUGGUGGGACGUGCAGGAUGUUUUGGCAAGGAGGAAAAAGGAAAAGAAGCACAACAGCAGCGAGCCGGUGAAUCUACCGGGACAGUUGUUGUUCAGGGACAUGUACUUUGCGGCGCACGCCAAGGUUGGCGUCGCGUUUGGACAGGCGGUCGGGAAUCCCGUUGCAAGAUUCAUCCCCUGGCAUUUGCAGAGCAAGUACUCUGUCAACGAGCGGGGGGAGUAUCGGUCGGAAGGGACGUAUCUCGUCGACGACCCCCAAGCGGAGGAGUACUUUCGCCGGUGGAAGGAAGGGCGCACCGGGUUCCCCUGGAUCGAUGCAUUAAUGAGACAGCUCAGGCGAGAAGGGUGGAUUCAUCACCUGGGAAGACACGCCGUCGCCUGCUUCUUGACCCGAGGAGGGUGUUAUGUUUCGUGGGAGCGCGGGGCCGAGGUGUUUGAAGAGUGGUUGAUUGACCACGAGGUCGCGUGCAACGCGGGCAACUGGAUGUGGUUGUCGUGUACGGCAUUCUUCUCACAAUUCUACCGCUGCUAUUCACCGGUGGCUUUCCCCAAGAAGUGGGACCCCGAAGGACACUUUGUGAGGAGGUACGUGCCGGAGUUGGCGCGGUUCGACAAGAAGUACAUCUAUGAGCCGCACAAGGCACCCAUAGCGGAUCAGAAGAAGUGGGGGUGUCUGGUGAGAGGUGACGGGUCGAAGAAGGACGACAAGGGUGAGGGAGGGGAAGGGCGAAUGUACCCAAAACCCAUGUUCGAUUUCAACGAGAGGAGGCAAUUUUGUAUCGACAAGGUCAAGGAGGCAUAUGAUGUGGGACUGUAUGGAGAUGAUGAGAAGGUCAGGACGGGUGAGUGGAAGAAACUAUUCAAGUUUAAUGAUCGAGGAGCAAAGACAAAGGAGGAAGCGAAUGGAACGGUUGAAAGAGGCGUGAAGAGGUCGAGAGAUGACGAAGAGGAUGAAGAUGAUAUGGGUGAAGAUGCGGAUGAUGGGCACGACAGCGAUGAUCGCAACGCAGCAGCAGCAGCAGCAGCAGCGAAGAGGGGUCAGAAAACGAGAGGCGAGAAGAGAGGUCAGAAGACGUUGGAUACGAUGGUGAGUAGGAAGAAAGUGAAGUAAGUGUCUCUGAGGUGGUUUGUUCGUUUAUGACAUCGGAUGAAGAGAAAGAAAAACAUUGUAGAAUGCAGUGGGAUAUCAACAUCUGAAGAGAUUGAC